AUGGACGCCUCCAAAGGCCGCUUCGGGUACCUCAAAAACCGUCAAUUCUGGCUCGUGCUACUCCUCAGUCAAGCUCUCGCCGUGACCAUCACCGGAACCAACACCCUCUCGACCCUCCUCUCCAUGCAAGGAACCUCCAUUCCAGCCUUCCAGUCGCUGUUCAACUACGUCCUUCUCAACUUGAUCUACACCUCCUGGACGAUUUACAAGUACGGUUUCAAAAAGUGGCUGCGACUUCUCUACACCGAUGGAUGGCGGUACUUCAUCCUCGCCUUCUUUGACGUCGAGGGGAAUUAUUUCACCGUGCUGGCGUAUCGAUACACGACCAUUCUCUCUGCGCAGCUGAUCAAUUUCUGGGCGAUUGCGGUCGUGGUCGUCAUUUCGCUCAUCUUCCUCAAGGUCCGGUACCACGUUUUCCAGUACAUCGGUAUCCUGAUCUGCUGCGGUGGACUGGGUCUCCUGGUCGCUUCGGAUCACAUCACCGGUUCGAACGGCGGGAAGGCGGUGGACGCGGUCAAGGGUGACUUGUUCGCACUGCUGGGUGCGACCUGCUAUGGACUGAGCAAUGUCCUCCAGGAGUUCCUGGUCAGCAAGAAGCCGCUGUACGAAGUCAUCGGCCAGCUCGCGUGGUGGGGAAUGUUCAUCAUCGGCGUGCAAGCCGGCAUCUUCGAUCGAGCAGCUUUCCGUGCUGCGACCUGGAAUGCCAAGGUGGGCGGAUACAUGACCGGCUACACUCUGCUGUUGACGUGGUUCUACUCGGCCGUGCCGGUGGUUUUGCGCAUGGCUUCGGCGGCGUUCUUCAACAUUGGAUUGUUGACGGGUAACUUCUGGGGUGUCGUGGUCGGAACGCAGGUGUUUGGGUACACCAUCCACUAUUUGUAUCCGAUUGCGUUUGUGUUGAUUAUGGUCGGGCAUUUCGUGUACUAUGGUACUGAGGGCGUCCUUGGCGAGGCGAAGAAGCCGUGGUUGGGCGAGAACCAGGAGGGUGGUGAUGAUGGUAUUGGUACGGCGAGGAGGCGGUUGGAGAGGCCUGGCGUGACGUUGUAG
Zymoseptoria tritici IPO323 is the source of this 1047-nucleotide messenger RNA. RefSeq lists its product as uncharacterized. The transcript has a single exon. Gene Ontology annotation, molecular function: transmembrane transporter activity. Lineage: Eukaryota; Fungi; Ascomycota; Dothideomycetes; Mycosphaerellales; Mycosphaerellaceae. Gene Ontology annotation, biological process: transmembrane transport. The coding region runs from base 1 to 1047 and encodes 348 amino acids. The record is from RefSeq and is a predicted model, not a curated record. Gene Ontology annotation, cellular component: membrane.